This is a messenger RNA of Cajanus cajan (pigeon pea), 1893 nucleotides long. RefSeq names its product putative protein phosphatase 2C 34. Lineage: Eukaryota; Viridiplantae; Streptophyta; Magnoliopsida; Fabales; Fabaceae. Gene Ontology annotation, biological process: protein dephosphorylation. The record is from RefSeq and is a predicted model, not a curated record. Gene Ontology annotation, molecular function: protein serine/threonine phosphatase activity.
UCUUUCUAAACCAAAUGGUACUUUCCAAAUUGAAUCACAACCUCAACAGUCAACAAUAACAAAUUAAGCUACUCUCUUUUUCCUUACAUCUUUUGUUUCUGUCAUGACUUUGAUGAAUUCGGGUGGUGGUGUCAGGUGUGGGACAUGGUUUCUCUUCUUUCAUUAUUAUUUUGCAGAAUCAAAGUCUGUUCUUUCUGCUCCUCUUUUAAAAUGGUGUUUCAACAUGUUCCGGUAGAUAUGGGUUCUGACCAGUGACAUAUCAUGCAUCUUUGAAAUUUUGUAUUUCCCAGGUCCCAUAUGCAGAAUCUCUUUUUAAAUUUGUUCAACAGAGCAGUGUGUUUCUUUUUACAUGGCAAGGCAGAAAAAGAAUCAAUUUUUAUUUUUUUACUUAUAUCUCCCAAAUCAGCAGUUACCACUACAAAAUUCGAGUUUGAUCUAUGUUUUUCUAUAAAUAAACCAAUGUGUGGACAAUGGACAUUUAAUGGAAUGGGACCUAUUAGCCUUUCUCUUUCACUAUUCAUAUUCACUUGGAUGUGUGCGUAGAUAUUUUCAAUUUUCACUCCUCUGCUCGUGGAUGCAAGUUGCAACACUGGAAUUCAACGUUCCACACUACUUAAACGGCAAAACCACAAAGGUGUCGUGUGGGGAAUCACAUUGUAGAGUUGAUGGGGCAUUUUUCCUCAAUGUUCAAUGGGUUGGCCCGCUCGUUUUCAAUGAAGAAAGGAAGAAAGAAUGGGACAUGUGGAGGGAGGGAAGCUGCUGAAGCAAUGGCAAAAGAAGCUAAGAAAAAUGACAUGAUGUUGUGCAACUCUGGCAAUGUUCAUGUCGAUGGUUCAAACAACUUUGUUUCCGUUUUCUCCAAAAGAGGCCAGAAAGGAGUGAACCAAGAUUGCUGCAUAGUAUGGGAGGAAUUUGGAUGCCAAGAGGACAUGAUCUUCUGCGGUGUUUUUGAUGGGCACGGGCCAUGGGGUCACUUUGUGGCCAAAAGAGUGAGAGAGUCAAUGCCACCAUCUUUGUUAUGUAACUGGCAGGAGACACUAGCCCAAACUUCACUUGAUGAUCAAGGUAUUGAUGUAGAGGAAGAGAAAAGGCAUCAAUACCGGUUCAACAUAUGGAAGCACUCUUACUUGAAGACUUGUGCUGCCAUUGAUCAAGAACUAGAGCAGUAUCGCAAGAUAGACUCAUUUUACAGUGGAACAACUGCCCUUUCAAUUGUUAGACAGGGUGAACUCAUUGUCAUAGCAAAUGUUGGUGAUUCUCGUGCCGUAUUAGCUACAACAUUAGAUGAUGGAAGUUUGGUACCGGUUCAACUAACAGUUGAUUUCAAGCCAAACUUACCCCAGGAGGCAGAGAGAAUAAUUCAGUGCCAGGGGCGUGUGUUCUGCUUAGAGGACGAGCCAGGGGUGCAUAGGGUGUGGUUACCAGAUGAAGAGUCUCCAGGACUAGCCAUGUCUAGGGCCUUUGGUGACCACUGCAUUAAAGGGUACGGUCUAAUUUCUGUUCCUGAGGUAACACAGAGAAAUAUAAGCAGUAGAGACCAGUUUGUUGUGCUAGCCACUGAUGGGGUUUGGGAUGUAAUAUCUAACAAAGAAGCAGUGGAAAUUGUAUCUUCAACAGCAGAUAAAGCUAAGGCAGCAAAACGUUUGGUGGAGUGUGCGGUGCAUGCAUGGAAACGCAAGAGACGGGGCAUUGCCGUGGAUGACAUUUCAGCUAUUUGUCUCUUCUUUCACUCUUCCAUUUCAUCACAACAAGUUCAGCUUGCCACCUUAAAAUAGAUUGUCGUGUAAAAAUGAGCUAGUCAUGUCACAGUUGAUGAUGUUCCAUCGAUGUAACCUUGGUCCAGUUAACAUAAAUUGGUUUAGAAGUGCACCAUACACUUAUUCCUUUCUGAAA